GUUCCUUUCCUACCCUCUUCUUUUCCCUCUCCAAAAAUCCCCAUCUUCCUCUUUUCCACCCGCCACCUCCUUUUCUUCUUCUCUCUCCUAUUCUUCAAAUUACUUCCCCAGAAAUCUCCCAUCAGAAGGAAAAUGCAUAGAUCAUCGAGCAACACGAGAGUAGCAGAUGAAUAUUACAGGAAUUCAUCUUCCUUCUUCUCUUCUCCUUCAAUCGACGGUGACAUCAGUGGCAACGGAAACGGAAACGGGAAUGGAAAUGGUGGAAAUCUGCCAACGUAUAACCCAGGAUCUCACCCUGCUAAGAAGGAGAAAUCUCGACUUAGAUCCGCUGAAAAUGCUAUUCAUCUUAUCCCCCUUGUUCUUGUUCUGUGUGCCGUCAUCCUCUGGUUUUUCUCCAAUCCUGUUGAAGUUGUGAGUAACAAGCCUGGUUCAGUUGCUGCGAGGAUUGAAGGUUUGCAGGUUGCUGGGGCGGUAGGCAUUGACGGCACUCAGAGCACCGUGCAUUUGGAGCUUGAAGAACAUGAUUUGUUGCACCGUCAUCAGCACCAGCACAAUACAAUUGAUAGGAAACGUUCAAUGUGAAUGAAUGCAGUCAGUUAAAACUGUUGCGUUCUUCUCAAUUGCAGCAAUGAAUCGUGACCUGCUUAAGCUAUGUUUGAUUGAGGCAAGUUCCCAUCCUUUUGAAUUUCUUCAUUGGAACUUGGAAGGAUAGUGAGAAUGUAGUAGAAUCAGCUACUGAUAGACGAAUUAGUUCUUAUGAUCAGCUAGUCUUUCUGAUAUAGUAGCUGAAAUUAUAGGUUGUAUACAUAUAUAGAGCCAUAGAGGUGGAUAUUAACUGUAUAAAUUUGUGGCAAAGACAGCUUAAUAGCUUAUUACAACUUUUUAAGGACAGCUUAAUAGCUUUUUAUUACCAACUCUUUAAAGACAGCUUUAUAGCUUAGUAUUACAACUUUUUAGAGA
Molecule: messenger RNA, 960 nt
Organism: Spinacia oleracea (spinach)
Lineage: Eukaryota; Viridiplantae; Streptophyta; Magnoliopsida; Caryophyllales; Amaranthaceae
Exons: 2
Coding region: 133-582 (149 amino acids)
Source: RefSeq, a predicted model, not a curated record